AUAAUGUAGAUGCAAAGCUCGCACAACCCCUGGGCGAGGCCUCCACGUCCGAUCUCAUUGCCCUCCUCACAGACCGCCUCGGUAACGAGUCCUUCCCGGGCGUUACCCAAGAGACAUCCGAGCGAGCCAACGCAGUGUUGGUUAUGCUUGUUCGCAACAAUGAGGUCAACGACGCGGCGGCAGCAGUUAUGCAACUCGAGGAUCGCUUCAAUCACAAAUACAACUAUCCAUGGGUAUUUCUCAAUGAUGAACCGUUUGACGAAAAGUUCAUUCAACGAACGAGCCAGUUAGUCUCAGGCAACAUUUCGUAUGGUAUCAUCCCAGAAAGUCAUUGGAAGCAGCCAGACUGGAUUGACGAGGACAAGGCGCGCGCUGGCCGUAACAGGCUCAUGUCGCAGGGCAUCAUCUACGGAGGGAGUGUUUCGUAUCGAAACAUGUGCAGGUUUAAUUCGGGAUUCUUCUAUCGCCAUGAAUUGCUCAAGCCGUACCGAUACUAUUGGCGCGUAGAACCGGGCGUCAAAUAUUUCUGCGACAUGGAUUACGAUCCCUUCCUCAUGAUGCAAGAACAAAAUAAAGUGUACGGGUACACCAUCUCACUAUACGAAUGGCAGCCGACUAUCCCAACGUUAUGGGACACCGUCAAAAACUUCAUGAAAGAAUAUCCAGAACACAUCGCAGAAAACAACUCAAUGGACUUCCUCUCCAACGACGGUGGAGAAACUUACAACCUCUGCCACUUUUGGAGUAAUUUUGAGAUUGCGGAUAUGGACUUUUGGCGAAGUCCUGCAUAUACUGCAUUCUUUGAUUAUCUGGAGAAAACUGGUGGCUUUUAUUAUGAGCGAUGGGGCGACGCGCCUGUACAUUCGAUUGCGGCGAGUUUGUUUGCGAGCAAGGAUCAGGUGCAUUUCUUUAGAGAUAUCGGGUACCGGCACGACCCCUUCCAAAGAUGUCCUUCGGGGCAAUACCAUCAGCAAGGGAAAUGCUGGUGUGACCCAACUGAUAGCUUUGAUUAUCGUCCAAACUCAUGUGUAAAACGAUGGGAAGAAAUGCAAGAUGGGCGAUUAUGAGCAUAGACUCACUGUCAUUUUCGGACCGUCAUCCCUUUCGACCUGAUAUAUUUACCUUGAUCCAUCGUGUACAUCCUCCCACGCAUCUCACCAGACCAUCUCUCACUCUAUUUUUCUCAUCAAUUUCACCCGCACCAUCUUUCCACCUUACGUGCACUUGUGACAUUCACACACAUCUUGUACCCUUACAAAAGGCACAUUU
Molecule: messenger RNA, 1269 nt
Organism: Fomitiporia mediterranea MF3/22
Lineage: Eukaryota; Fungi; Basidiomycota; Agaricomycetes; Hymenochaetales; Hymenochaetaceae
Product: glycosyltransferase family 15 protein
Exons: 6
Coding region: 144-1067 (307 amino acids)
Biological process (GO): cell wall mannoprotein biosynthetic process; protein N-linked glycosylation
Cellular component (GO): membrane; Golgi apparatus
Molecular function (GO): alpha-1,2-mannosyltransferase activity
Source: RefSeq, a predicted model, not a curated record